UGAACGAAGAAGAAUUGAUAAUACAUGUAUCGCGAAGAACCUCAUUUAAUGUUUAUACUAGACAACGAAACAAAUAAAAAGAACCAGUUUUAAUUUUGUUAUGAUCUCAAUAGCCCGAUAUUUCUUCUCAAAAUUACAAAAAAAAACCAACAUAAAUUAAAACAAUGUAUCGAACCCUUUCCCCCCUUCCAUUUAAUAUACAGUUCAAGUAUUUGUGGUUGAGGAGUUCCAAGCACUAUGCAAGUAGACAGACGAAGAAAUAAACCAAUAUCUAUGGAGUCUUCCGAGUUAACAGUACGUCAGUACUUUUAUAUUGUCUCGUUUUCACUAAAUGUUUUCUCUUCCUGUGUUUAUUACUCAUCGAGCUGAGGCCUUUUAUGCAGCAAGGCGUAUUUCUUACGUGCUGCUCAUAAAGGUCAGAUAUAUGAAGAAGUCGAGAUGUAAGGAAGUUUCAAUUAGACAGUAACACAAUAAUAAUAGAAGGAAAGAUAUUAAGAAGAAGUUUGAGUGAGAUGCGGCUGAUGGGCUCCCUUCACUGCUUUCACAAAAGGAUGAAUUGAUAGAUGACUCAAAAUUACAUGUAGUUCUAACCACGUAACGAAUAGAAAACGACUGUCAUAAAGUUGAAAUACAGUGCGUUCAUGCAGAAACAAAUAUGAUAAAUAAUGAUAAAGUAUUUAAUAAUUCUGUCGGCUUUUCAGGUCUUUUCUUUGUGUGACGCCUAUGACUUUGCAUGUCCUUCCCAGGCACACUGGGAUCUACGGGCAACAUCCAUGUGCCUGCAUCAAAGAAACUACAGUUGCUUAUUUGAUGUGAAUCUUCAAAUUAAUGUUUAUAGAGAUAAAUGUAUUAGAUCCAGAAUUGUAGGAAAAGGUUAUAAAUACGUCUUUCAACCAAAUCCAAACAGACAAAGUUGCAGUCGUUCACGAUUUCAGCCUUUCAUUUUUAACACAACUGGUUACAGUGACUGUGCUUUUCUUAAAUCACUUUGUUCCGGCAAUGGCCAGAAAAUCCAUACAGAUGGCACUACAAGAUCCGACAGAACCUGUUCUUGUAAUACAGAAAAAGGCUUUACCUUUGUGCACAGUCCCAAAAAUGGAUGCUACUGCAAUUUAUAUGGUGAAGAUAGUGAUGAUUGCUCUUGUUAUUUAAGAUUCAACAGAACGAUUAUCCGGAAAGAUCUAAGAUGCUUUGAAACAAUAAACAUUGUAUCCAGCCGUUCAGAUGAAGAUGCGUUGAAUAAAUCAGAAGUAUUAAAGAACGACGACUUUGACAACUUCAAAUACAACAUAGCUUGUCCUACAAAUGAAUAUCGCACCAAAGCAGUCGUGUGUGUUAUAAUAAUAGUAACAUUCUAUCUUCUUGUGAUAGGAAUUUAUAUUCCACAAAGAUUUAAACGACAAAAGUUGAAAAACGAAACAAAGAACCAAUGCAACAGAUUAAUGCAAAGCAAUGAAACUACUGAAAAAAGGCAUUUUGUAAGAAUUAUGAUAGUUGGAAAGCAAUCUGCUGGAAAAACAUGCUUAAUGAGAAGAUUACUGAAGGAAAGUACCGAUGGUGUAUCUAGUACAGAUGGAAUUGACAUUGUUGUUCGUAGAUGUAAAAUCAACAUGGAAACUGGUGAAUGGAAAAUCGGCAAAAAUAUUGGUGAUGAUAAGGUUAACCGGAUACUGAAAGCACACAUUUCAAAGGAACGAACAACCACAGAACGAAAUCGUAGCGGAAACAGUGAAAGCAAUAAAGAGACAGUAUACGAUAAGGAUGUUACUAAAGCGGAUGCAGCAACUGAUGAGACUGAAGAGGACAAGCAAACUAAAUCCUCUGUUUCUGAAAAUGUUCUCCAACAUAAUGAAAACCAUAAGGAUAUCGAAGUAAAACAUACUGCAAGUUUACCUGAUACAGAAAUCAAUGUGGAAGUAGUCCAAAACAUAAAUACAGAUCAGACACCGGAAGGGAAUACUAGUUAUCAUGAUACCAAUACAGACAAAGAUUUGGAAGAAAAUAAAGAAAAAUGUGAGUCUUCAUCCUUAAAAUUGCCUGCUGAAUUAAUGGACAAUUAUUUGUCUCAGACUACUGGAGAUAUUCCAUCAAUUCAUUAUGCCUUGUGUGAGUUAUGGGACUUCGCAGGACAACGGGAAUUCUAUGCUACACACCAGGCUUUUUUGACAAGUAAAGCAGUAUACAUUGUAGUUGCAGAUAUGGAGGAUACUAUUGAUAAACAAAACAUCAAUCAAUAUAUUAGUUUUACAGAUUAUAAGAACGUUGGAGAGUAUGUGGAUUUUUGGUAUGAUUCUAUACACUGUUAUCGGACAAAUGACGAACUAGAAAAUGAUCAACUCAAUCCUCCUAUUUUAUUAGUUUUUACUGGAGCAGAUAAGUAUAAUAAGGAACAGCUAAAAGAACGAAUAUCAGAACUUGACGCACAGCUUAACAGUGUUUUAGGAGGGCAAAACAAAUAUAAGCACUACCGCGACAAGUUUUAUUUAUCAAAUACCAAAGGCUUUGAUGAAGAUUUUGAAAAGUUAAGAACUUCUAUCUUCGAGGCAUCUACACAAAUCGAUGAUUGGGGUAAAUCUUUUCCGCUGAAAUGGAUACUUUUAGAACAUUCAAUAGAAAUUAUUAAGAACAGUGGAAGGAAUUUCAUUAGUCUAAAAGAAAUGUUCCAGAUGGCUUCACAUCCAGAAAUCGAAAUCACAAAACCUGAUGAUAUGUCAUUUUUUCUUCGAUUUCAGCAUAAUGUGGGAAAUAUUAUUUUCUUUGAAAACAUACCGGAUUUGGUAAUUUUGAAACCACAGUGGUUAGUUGAUGCUUUCCGAUGUCUAGUCUCACAUAUUAAUGAUGAAAAAUUGCACAACCAUAAAGACUGGACACAAUUAAGCAAACAUGGCAAAAUAAGUGAAUCGUUAAUUACACAACUCUUCCAAUCUAAACAUGGAACUCAUUUUUCAGGACAAAAAGUGAAUUUGAAAAAAAUAAUGGAAAAACUUGAUAUACUGGUUAAAAUUAGGGAUUCGGAUUUUUAUAUAAUGCCAAGCAAAAUGCCAUCUUUCCCAUUUGAUACGGUAUGCAAUGAUAUCGGCAUUCACAGCUGUAGGAGAUCUUCGUGGCUUUGUUUGAAAUUUCAAUUUUUACCCCCUUCCUUCUUUAAUCAUGUCUCUGCAUGGUAUAUAAGAAAGUACGAAUCUAGCGAAAUGGACAAGGAUAGAGAAUCAUUAGCUUUAUGUCGUGGAAUAUGCGUGUUUGACUUCGAUGAAUUGAGAUGUGAAAAGAUUCUGUUAACAAUGUCGACAAAUACAAUAGCUCUCCAAAUUUUGUCAUUUUCCAAGCAACAAAAAGAAUUUGGAGGCACGUGUAGCGCUGUCUACAAUGAACUGAAGCUAUGUAUUCAAGACAUAAAAAAAAAAUAUCCAUUGAAAAUAUCUUUUGAACUCCAUUUUAAAUGUAGUACAGGCCAUUUUUAUCAGAAUACAAUGUUAUAUCAGGACUUGAAAAGAAUUUCAGAGUGUUACUGCCCACAACACAAAUCCACACAUCAAUCUGAAGAGAUUUACUUGCCUUGGAUGGAAAAUAAGGAAGCGUCUGGUGAUUCCUACAGAUUAAACAAUACAGCAGAAAAAAAAGACAAGGAUAUUCAACUGCCUUGGCAGGUUGACGGUGAUGAAUUCCAGAGAAUGUUGUCACAUGGGACAUAUCUGUCUUACGACAAUCGCUUAACUUUAGGUGGUCCAUGUGAGGCUGGGAAAAGUUCUUUAGCAAGCUUGCUUAUUGGCAAAGAAAUUCCUCUAAAAAGGAAUUUAAAAGACGGAAUCGGUAUAUAUUUUGGGAAGAAUGGUAUUGAUAUUGAAAAGAAGAAAAUGGUUCGACUUCACGGGGGUGAACAUAAACAGGAGGUUUUGGCCAAAAUACUUCUACCUACGCUUUUUGACAAUAAGGAGUCUGAACGAAUUACAAAACAGGAAACAACACUUCAAUCAGAAAUUUUAGAAGAAGUGAGAAAUGGGAGAUAUAGUACUAAAAUAGCAUCGUCAGACCUUAUCGAUUUUGGUGGGCACAUAUCAUAUGAUUUGACAAAUCAACUUAACAUGCCACACCGGGGUUCAUUUUUGUUGAUGUUUGAUGGCAGAUUCGGACUAAAUGAUCAACUGGACGAAUAUUCAAAAGGGGUUACAGCUGCAGUCAUAUUUACACGUUGGGUUGAUUCUGUUUUGAACAACACUGAAGAUAAUGAAGAAAACAUGCCAAUGAUUCUGUUCGCAGCAACACACAGAGACCUAUGUAAGAAAGACGUUGCAGAGUUGAAAGGAGGUUUCAUCAGGGAUAUCAAACAGAUAUUCUCUCUACACAAGAAAAGACACCAUAUAUACCUGGAUGAUGUGUUUUUUAUCAACGGAAUUGAUCAAAGCGACCCCGAAAUACAACGAAUGACACAUCAGGUCGUCAUGUUUGCAAUGCAGCAAUCAUCCUGGGGCCAGCGACAACCUAUGCAAUGGGUUCCGUUAGAGCUUCAAAUUUCCAAUAUGAGAAUGAAUAAUAUCAUAUUUAUAACAAAGGACGACCUAUUUAAUGUCAAUAUGCUGAAUGGCAACCUGGCCUUGACUGAUAAUCAACUGAACGACUUUCUUUUAACCCAACACUCCCUUGGUAAAUUAGUGUAUUACCAUCUUCCUGGUUUAGACAACUUCAUCAUCAUUCAACCUCCUGCAUUGGUUAACAUUUUAAGGUCAUUCGUGACAGAUGAGAAGUGUUAUCCGGACGACCCACAUAUUGAGUCCAUACUACAAACAUUGAAUGAGACAGGGAAAAUCUACCACAGAGAUCUUUUUAAGGUUUGGCAGCAAGAAAAUUUUCAUCAAUACAUGCAAGAUGCUUCCGUCAAAGAAUUUGUCUUAAAGCUUCUAGUCCAUUUAAAUAUUCUGAUAAUCUCUAAGAAAUUAAAGCAAUCUCCUAAUGAUAUGUACCUUGUACCAUGCAUGAUCAAAACCAUCCGACCUGACUUUGAUAACAUGAAACACAAAGAGAAUAAAACAAUUUGUCUUGAAUAUUCAUUUACCAAAAAUUCCAUUCCAAAUGCUCUAGCUUACAAAGUGAUAGGAGCAGUAAUGAUGGCUUGGCCACUGAAAGAAGAAAAUAAAAAAACGUGUCUAUACCACAUGGCGGCCAUUUUGAACGUUAGUGAAAAUGAUGAACUCCGUAUAUGGUCAGAAGACAACCGAAUUAAAGCAAACUUAACAAACCAAAGAUCGUUACUCAACAUUUCACCAGACGUUGCAGCAAGUAUACAAGAAUGCUUAACGAAAAUUAUUGAGUCGUCCCUGUUGUUAUAUUUAAACAGUCUCGGUAAGAAAAUUAAACCAACAGCAGUUUCAGAACUGUACACCUUGAGCCUAGGUGUUCCGUGUGGCAAAAGUGUUUGCUUCAAAUCUAUACACGAUGUCAAAAAAGCUGAUUCUUGGAAAUGUGACAGGGACAAAACGCAUAACACAAAAUAUUUACUGUACUGGAUCUUUGAUAAGUCUCAAAAGAUGUGUGCAGCUGAUUGUAAAGGUCUCAGUAAUGAUGAAUUGAGAACACAACCAAGUAACAAGCAUCUUGUUAGACUGGGAAGUCAGAUAGAUAUGUGUGUAUUUAAAGAGUUCUGCAUACAUUUGGGAAUGGCAAUAAUACAAUGGGAAAACACUGUUGAUAUGUAUGGUAGUCACGGUAGAGAAGGGAUAAUGUUUAUGGCACUUUUUAAAUGGAAGUUGUCAAAAUUAUAUAACCUUGAGGAACCUUCUUUGAAAGAUAUUGAAGACGCCUUGAUAGCAACGGGUUUGGACAAGCAUUUGAUUUGUCAGGUUUUUAGAGAAGAUACAAAGCCUUUAGGUAUUGCAGGCUUCAAUCUCCAAGAGAUCCCAAGUGAUAAAGUUUUAAAAGAGUUAUCAUGCCGAGUAGGAAACUGUGCUAUACAGUUAGGAAUAGAAUUAGGAGUAAGCUUCGAUGAAGUUGAGAACAGUUUGUUAAGGUUUCCAAAAGAUUUAACUGGCUUGAUAGAAGAUAUAUUAAAGAAAUGGAAAGAAAAGUCCAAAAUCAAGACCUUUUUAAGUUUGAUGUUAGCUCUCAUUCGAGUCAAAGGAGGCGGGGUUCAAUAUUUACUCAGAAUGUCAGAAGAAAUGCUUAUCCAGCAUGGAAAAUCCACAGAACCUACCACUGUGACUUAGACUUCAUUUUAUAUUACCCUACUCUUUAUGAAUAUUAUAACAUUAAUGAUAUAUACAUACCUCAUAAACACACCUUAAAAGAGGGACGAAAGAUACCAAAGGGACAGUCAAACUCGUAAAUCUAAAAAAAACUUCCAGGAGAUUAUUCUUUGCAAGAUGUUUGCAUCAUGAAUCCACAACAGUAAAAUUGUUGACCAGAUAUGUCCAUUAAACAUAUGCAUACACCUGUGAUUAGGAUCAACAUCCAAACAACUAGUUGAUUCCUUCUACAACUUUGCAACUAUAAAUAGCGCGACAAAUUCCCGCAGGUGUAUUCUUGUUUUCUGCUUGUUAUUUUUAAUCUUACAUAAAAGAGGGACGAAAGAUACCAAAGGGACAGUCAUAAAUCUAAAACAAACUGACAACGCCAUGGCUAAAAAUGAAAAAAACAAACAGAAAAACAAUAGUACACAUGACAUUACAUAGAAAACUAAAGAAUAAACAACACGAACCCCACGAAAAACUAGGGUGAUCUCAGGUGCUCCGGAAGGGUAAGCAGAUCCUGCUCCACAUGCGGCACCCGUCGUGUUGCUUAUGUUAAACUAUGCUGCUUCGUUCGCUUUUCUUCUACAAAUAAUAUAUAAAUAUGUAUUUUCAAUUCCCUGGCAUUUAAUCUGAAACAAUUAAUUCGUGGUGCUACUCAUAAAACAGGUAAAGAACUAUGCCAGCGCGUUAUUUGGCAACCAGGUAAGCCUCCACAGGUUUUUUUAUCUGAAUAAAUCAAAAUGGUCGAUACUGCAUUUAAAAAGCUCCUUUAAAAUAUAAGACAUACUCUGGUCACAUGGUCUGCUUUGAUUUUUGUCCUCUUACGUUAUGGUUGGUGUAUCCUCUUGACUCGAUAGACAUAUAAAUCGUCUAACAAUAUUGUUUCAUAUGCAAACAUAAAUAUCAUUAUUUGGAGGGAGAAAAAACUUAAGAUUAGCAAAUCUACGAAUCAGACUUAUACACAAACAUCAGGUCCUUUUCAACUGAUGUUUAUAGCUUGCUCAUUUGUUAAACUGUUACAUUACUGUCUCCAGUUAAAGGGGCUUUGACAAAAAUUAAAAUGUAUAACCCUGUCACAUGCUUGAUGUGCAUGUCCCACGUCAGGAGCCUGUUGUCUGUUGUUGCUAUCUGGGGUUUUUUUCCUUAAUUGUUUUUUACAUGAUAAUUCAUGCCGUUGAUUUGAAUUGUUCUACAUUUAUCAGUGCAGUAACCUAUAAUUGUUUACUUCUAUAUAUUUGGUUAAGAUUUGUGUCAAUGACAAUCAAACAAAUCCCCCUUUUAAAACGAGAUAGCUCUUUAUAUUUAAUGUGUUACGUAUGAAGAACUUUUCAGAUUUAUCUUCAUGUUAGAGUGUAAUUUCAUCUUCCACUGUAAUCAAUUUUGUCACAAUUUAGUUUUGUUUAUCGUCUGUUAGAGUCAUUAAGUCAAAGGGCUGUCCUGCUACAAUGUAUAAAAUAUUAGCAUAUAUUAUGUUCUAGGUCACGUAGUAAAUACUUUUAUAUGAAUUUUAAGUUUUAUUUGAAAGCAAAGAGUUGGAGAAUGUUUGGAAAUUCAGGUCAGUUGGAAAUAUUUGGAGACUAUGAAGGUUAGUUGGAGAAAUUUUGAGAUGAUUAAUUAAGAUUUAUACUAUUCUGAGCAGAUCUGGACAGUACCUCUGUAUAUUAAAAGAAAGGUGUGCUUUAUGAUUAUUCAUUUGUAUUAAGUUUUGAUAUUUUGUCCGCACAGUCCUUGACACUGUUGCGUGAUUUGUGUUUGAUCAGUUCUAGACAUUGAUGCGUGUUUUUGUUCGGUCAGUAUUAGACACUGGUGAGUGGUUUUAGUCCAUACAUUAAUAGGCACUGUAGCGCGGUUCAUGUCCGCAUAGUAAUAUACACUUUGCGUUGUUUACUUUUUUGUGCACAUUAUUAGACACUGUUCUUUAUUUUUGUAAUACAGCAUGAAGAUAAUCCAUUUGUGGUAGCUGGUCAAAGCAAUUUUCGAAGAUUGUCGGAUGUGUAAAUCUUCGAAUAAUAUCUUUUGUAAACUGUAUAUUACGUAAAUAUUCGCUUGUAACAAAUUAUAAUAAACAAACGAUUUGUUGAUUUA
Messenger RNA from Mytilus trossulus (common blue mussel), 8306 nucleotides. RefSeq lists its product as uncharacterized. The record is from RefSeq and is a predicted model, not a curated record. The coding region runs from base 666 to 6197 and encodes 1843 amino acids. NCBI's taxonomy places the organism in Eukaryota, Metazoa, Mollusca, Bivalvia, Mytilida, Mytilidae. The transcript is spliced from 24 exons.